AUGUACUCGGCGCCUUCGAAUCCCAAGUCAGUUUCCGCCCGAAAAUUCCACAAAAGUUCCAAAAGACGUUAUUCAGCUACUUGAACGAGUUGAUCAACGAGAUGAGGCAGUUGUCGGAGACGGCGAUCGAGUGCAAAAAUGCUCGUAUUCUGUUGUCAAAAGAGAUUUCACGAGUGUUCGACGAGAUGAGCAGACGCGGCGGUGCCGGCGGCGGCCACCACCACGACGAGAUGAGCAGACGCGGCGCUGCCGGCGGCGGCGGCCACCACCACAACCACCACGACGAGUUUUUCGGGCAGGAGCGAGUGUGCAGAAACCCGUUUCAGACGGUCAGUUUAUAGUUGGCCCGCUUUGAAAACGACACUUGUCAUAUUUAGUACUGUGUUGAGAAUUUGCGCGCGAAAACUGCACGGGGACAAUUGGUCAGGUUUUUUUCAGUCAAAAUCAUCAUCCGGGGGGAUCAGUGCGUUUUUCUCUUCCAUUUGUCUACAUUUGAUUUUUCGUACCUGUUUUGAGCGAAAAUUAUUAUCCAAAAAAAGUAGCAAGGGAUCAAAUAACAUUGUUGAAACAGGGAUUACAUUCGAAAGACUCAUUCUUCCCCGUGAAACAUCCGGUUCGUUUGCAGCCGAAGCCCCUCUCCUCGACGUCUUCCACAAAUGUGUUCUAUCCGCCGUCGGCCUCCUCCUUCUCGUUCCGUGACUCGCUUCCCUCGAAUCCGUUCGCCACACCGAUCAAAAACACGUCCACGAGUCCGAAAGACGGAGAUUGGCAAGAGAACAGUGUGAGCGAGGAGAAGUUUGUUCUGCAGACGAAGAUCUACAUUCCGGACCCGCCGCCGAGCAGAAUGGGCGGUCGCAGUGUGUGAGUUCCAUCUUUUUUGACUGAUUAAGCGACAAAGCCUUGAUCGGAAUGGUUCCAGGAAGUGCAACUACAUCGGUCGCAUCCUCGGACCCUCUGGAAUGUCGGCUCGAAUGCUCGAGCGUCAGUUCGACGUCACCCUCCUCAUCCGCGGCUCCGGAUCGGUGCGAAACAUGGAGCAGGAGCAGUUGCUCAAGGGAAAAAAGGGAUACGAACAUCUGGAGGAGCCGCUCCACGUCCUGCUCAUCGCCAGACACGCCGACAAGCGCAAGUGCGAAGAGCUUCUGGACAAGGCCGCCGAUCGGGUCGAAAGUCUUCUGACACCGGCGCACGACGACUACAAGAAAGACCAGCUCGUGCACUACGCCAUCAUGAACGGAACGUACGAGGAGAGACCGAACAAGAAGCGGCCCGAGAGCUCUUCGUCCUUUUUGAAAUGA
This is a messenger RNA of Caenorhabditis sp. 36 PRJEB53466, 1298 nucleotides long. Lineage: Eukaryota; Metazoa; Nematoda; Chromadorea; Rhabditida; Rhabditidae. The record is from the annotation of a GenBank genome assembly.